AUGAACCUAAAAGAGGACGAACAAGGAUUAUUGAAUUCGGUUAGCCAAAUCAAAAAAAUUAUCCAAGGGGAAAUAAAUUCCGGUAUCGCAGCAGCAAAAAUUAUGGUGGUAGGUCAUUCCCAAGGAGCCUCAGUAGCCUUAGCAGUUGGUUUAACUUCCGACUAUCGUUUAGCAGGUAUUAUUGGUCAAUCAGCACAAUUACUCAAAGGAAAAGGUUAUCAAGUGGAAUUUGACAACUACUAUAAUGGUGGUCAUUUUUUUCGUCCAGAGAAACUGCAAGAAAUAAUGACCAAAAAAUUAAAGGAACUUCUCAGUUAA
Entrophospora sp. SA101 is the source of this 318-nucleotide messenger RNA. The record is from the annotation of a GenBank genome assembly. Lineage: Eukaryota; Fungi; Glomeromycota; Glomeromycetes; Entrophosporales; Entrophosporaceae.